CGUAUCGGUCUGAAAGGUAACAGGUUGUACGAGCGAAGCAAUUUGGGUCCGUUCAAUAAACACAAAAAAUUACUCAAGUGGACUUAUUUCUUUAUUGAGUAACACUGAGUAUUAUUAAACGUACAGUUCACCAGACGGAGGAUCACUAAAGCGGACCAAGCAGCAAUAAAGAAAUUAGAAAAGGAUUUAGACUUCUUUGACAGCAGCAGCAUGAGCGCCCCGUCCCCGGACAGGAGGACGCCCCUGGACUACGGCGUCCAGAUCCGGUUCAUCAAGGACCUCCACGACACGGGCGGGGGCGGGGCCCGGAGCGCGGGGAAGAGCGGCGCCGGCGCCCACAAGUACGGCGUGGCGGUGCGGGUGCAGGGCAUCGCGGGGCAGCCCUACGUGGUCCUCAAGGAGGGGGAGAAGGGCGACUCGUACGGGGUGCAGCUGAGGUCCGGCUCCCCCCAGGCCUACGGCAGCCUCCCCAGGAGGAGGGAGGACGGGGGGGCCCCCGGCUCUCUGGCCGGGGAGGGGGGCGGGAGCGCCCUGCGCCGGGCCCGGUCCCACGGCUCCCUGCUGGAGGGGGAGGCCGCGGGGGACUUCUCCGAGCCCCUGGGGAGGCCCCCUGGGGACGGCCGCUCCGGGAGCUAUGGGACUCUGGACGGGGGGGUCGGGAUCGGAGGGGAGAGGGAGAGGGGGAGUGUGGAACCCCGGCCCCCGCCCGAAAGCAGGGGAGGGAGGGGCAGCUGGGGAGGGCCUCCUCAGGCUGGGGUGAACGGGUCGCUAGGGGGCGAGGGAGGGCUACAGCGGGGUAACUAUGCGCCUACAGAGCCCUUCCCAGUCCCCCCGCCCCCCAUAUCGUAUGUGCAGGAUCCCCCCCAGGCUGUGGACAGAAACUCUCUGGCCCCCAUCAACAGACUCAUCAGCAGGUUUGACGGCAGCGCUCCCGCUGGUCCCGCCGGUCCAGCCAGGGGGCGCUCCGGAGCCGGAGGGCGGAUGAAUUCGGAGGAGCACAAGCGCUCCCGCAGCGUGGACAUUGGCGACAGGGCGCCGGACGCGCCGGUGGCCCCUCCCCUCCCCUCGUCCAUCUCCAACCCCUACAGCUCCCCUCCGUCGUCCUCCGCCUCCUCCUACAGCAGUUUGGGGCGGGGCCCCGGGUCCGUCGCCAGGGUGGCGGCCCUCUCUGCUCCUUCAUCAGCCAGCGACUGGUCAGCAGGGAGCUAUGUUGCCAGGGAGCCGCUGCCCGUCAGUCAAACAGAAACACAGGUGACGCCUGACCUGCUGCUGAUGGACCAGGGUCAAGGUUCGGAGGUCAUGACCGAAGAGGAACGAACCAAACAGGCCGUCUACAACAUCCUGAGAUUGGGGGCCAAUGAGAAUGAAUCUGCCACCAAACAGAAAGUCAACCUGGUCUUUGAGAAGAUUCAGGGCCUGAGGACCAGCGAGGGCGCCAGUGAGGCAUGGAGGGCGGAGAAGAGGGAUCUGGAGAGGAGGCUUGCUGAGCUGCAGUCGGCUCUGAGCGUGGAGAGAAAGGGCUCAUCCAGCGCUGACCUCAAGCUGAAGGCCGAGCUGGAGGACUGUCUGGAUGAGAACCUGCAGCUGCAGGAACAGCUGGACAAGAAGAAGAACGAGAUGCACCAGACACACACUGAACUGACCCAGUUGCGGAUGGACAGGGAGUCUGCGGAGUCUCGGGUUCGACAGCUGGAGGACCAACUGUCCGGCCUGCAGGAGGAGCUGAAGAAGGAGUCAGAGAGCAGAGCUCAGUCAGACUCACUGCAAGCGGACCUGAUGUCGGCGCGGGCGGAGCUGGCCGAGGCCGCCAUGCUGCGGCAGCGGCAGGAGGACGCCCUGCGGCAGCGGGAGCGGGAGCUGACCGCCCUGAAGGGGGCGCUGAAGGACGAGGUGGCCACACACGACCGGGAGAUCGAGGCACUGCGGGAGCAGUACAGCCAGGACAUGGAGAGACUGAGGAGCAGCAUGGAGCAGGUCUCCCAGUCGCAGCAGCACAUCGAGGCCGAGCGGCAGCGGGUCAACAGCAGCAUGCGCUCCAUGCAGCAGCAGCUGGAGGACUGCAGGGAGGAGGGCGGCCACUGGAGGGAGCAGUUCCAGUCCACCCGGGAGGAGCUGCGCUCCACCAAGCAGCAGCUGCUGCAGACUCGUCUGGAGAAGGAAGAUUUUGAGGAAGAGCUGAAAGAGCUUCAGGAGAAAGUGAACGUUAUGAAGGAGCAGAUUCCUGACCCCAAGGAAACGAGUGCCCUCACACAGGAGAUGCAGACCUGCCUCGCAGACCUCAAACUGGCCCAGUCCGCGCUGGACAAGCUGAGGGUGGACUUCGACAAGAGGGGGCUGGAGAUCAUAUCCCUCAAGAAAUCCAAUCAGGAGCGGGAGGCGGAGCUGAAGUACGAGACGGACAGGCUGAAGGGCCAAUCGCGGCGGGACAAAGAGGAGCUGGCGAAGGCGCAGGAGAAAGUGAAGCAGCUGCCGGCUCCGACGGUGGUGCAGGAGCUGCAGGAGGAGCUGCUGCAGGCGCGCAGGGAGGCGCAGCGCCACCAGGAGGCGCAGGGCUGCGCGGAGCAGGAGCUGCAGGCGCAUAAGGAGCGGCUGGCCGCCGCGCAGGCCGAGCUGCAGGCGCUCAGGGAGGCGCAGCAGGAGCUGCAGGACUCGGGCGCCAGGCUCAGGGAGAAGGCGGCCCGUCUGGAGGCCAGCCUGCAGUCCAGCGCCUCCCAGAGCCAGGAGGCGGAGCAGGUCCUGGAGGAGCAGAACCGGAGCCUGCGGCUGCAGCUGGAGGAGGCGCGGCGCUCCUCCGCCCGGCUGGGGCAGGAGCAGGAGGAGCUGGCCCGCCGCCUGGAGGAGAGGGAGCGGGAGAAGGAGGCUGCGCGCCGGAGCCUGAACGAGCUGGAGGAGCAGAAGAGGCUGCUGGACCGCGCCCUGGACAAGGCCAACAAGGAGAUGGAGCAGCUGUCCUCAGAGAGCCGGCAGUCUGCGCAGGCUCUGCAGGCCCAGCUGGAGGAGCAGCGGGAGCGUUCCAAGAGGGAGCUGCAGGAGGCGCAGCGGCACGGCAAGGAGCGGCAGGCCGAGCAGGAGAGAGCGCAGGCCAGCCUGCGGACUCUGCAGGAGGAGGUGUCCCGUCUGAAGAAGGAGCUGCUGGCCUGCACUGAGGAGAGGGACAACGCCCAGCUGGACAAGGACAUGCUGACCAACCGUGUGAAGAACCUGGAGGGGGAGCUAGAGAGCCAGAGGGGCUCCCAGUCUGACCGCAGCCGAGAGAUCCGGGGCCUGGAGGACAAGGUGAAGCACCUGGAGCUGGAGCUGGACGAGGAGAGGAACAGCGUGGAGCUGCUGACUGACCGCAUGACACGCAGCCGAGACCAGAUUGAUCAGUUGCGCUCUGAGCUGAUGCAGGAGAAGUCGUCCAAGCAGGACCUGGAGCUGGACAAGAUCGCCUUGGAGAGACAGAUGAAGGAGCUGAGGUCGCGCUUGGCGGACAUGGAGGGCCAGUCGCGCUCCUCUACAGGGGUUUCCCAGCUGGAGAGCAAAGUGCAGGAGCUGGAGGAGCGUCUGCGCAAUGAGGAGAGGGAGAAGAACGGCAUGCUGGCGGGGCAGCGGCGUGCUGAGAGGAAGCUGAAGGAGCUCAGCAUCACACUGGAUGAAGAGAGACAACAGCACACUGAUCAGAGAGACCAGCUGGCCCUGCGGGUGAAGGCGCUGAAGAGGCAGGUGGAUGAGGGCGAGGGGGAGAUGGAGCGUCUGGAGGGACUGCGCAGGAAGGCUGUGAGGGACAUGGAGGAGCAGCUGGAGCAGAAGGAGGCGCUGCAGGCCCGCCUCACUUCCCUGGAGGCUGAGCUCAAGCGGAAGGUACAGCAGUCACGACGUCCUGCUCUGGACUCCUCCGCUCUGAGCUCCGAGGAAGAUGACGACGAAGACGGAUUCUAUGACCCCUCCAGCAUCACUUCCAUCUUGACUGAGAGCCAUCUGCAGACCAGCUCCUGCUAAUGAGCUGACCAGAGAGAUGGGGAGAGGGGAACAAACUAGAGUGCACACUGAGGCGUGUUAAAAUCAGGCACAGAGUACACUACACUGAGGGGGGAAUAAUCAG
Molecule: messenger RNA, 4084 nt
Organism: Anguilla anguilla (European eel)
Lineage: Eukaryota; Metazoa; Chordata; Actinopteri; Anguilliformes; Anguillidae
Gene: cgna
Product: cingulin
Cellular component (GO): myosin complex
Source: RefSeq, a predicted model, not a curated record